AUGGGCGACAAGCAGCAACGCCUGGAUGUAGAGGAGCCACCGGCGCUGAGCCACGACGACAGCGACGUUGACGAUGCCGGCGCUUGCGACGUGCGCGGAGUAAGCCUCGCGAGUGGCGACACAACAGCAGCCACUACUAUACACGAUGAUGACGUAAUCCCUCAUACCGAGCAAAGUGCAAAGACCGAGACCAAACCCAACGACUGUGACGUCACGCAAGCUAACGAUGUAGCUGACGUCACCUCAGACGUCGUCACGGACGUCGACGCGACGGCAAACGACGCGGAGACGACCGUUGCUAGGGAGGCGGUGGUUGCUACGCGCGAGCAGACGCGUCCGGUGACGCCCAGCAAGCCACCGAUCGCUCCGCCGGUCAAGCGUCCGAACAACAAGAAAGCCGAAGCGCCGGCGAGCGAACGCGACUCGCCGCGGGUGGCGCCACCGUCGAGCAGCCCGCGAGGCGGCAGGUCGAAGGAGACGGCGGCGGUGGCGUCACCUGGCGGCGGUCGGCGCGGCUACCUGAGCAUGCGCGAUCAGUUUCUUCGCGACCUCGACGAGAAGAUCAGCGCGUCGUGGGACCCGUUUGAGCGACGCAAGGACGAGGGAUGGGAGCGACUGCUGCAGCACAGUGCCACCACCACGGCUAUCCCGGCACCGUGGCGCCACCACGCGGCCGCGGCAGGGAGAGCUCUACCUCCUCGCUCUCACCCCGGCCAUGCGCCCGCGUCACCGCGCCUCAAAGAUGUCGCACGCGAUGACGUAACCGCUGACCGUGACGACGCGUUGCUAGGCAACAGGAAGAGAACGCACGCCAACAUGGACGACGGCGGGCGACGUGCGCCGUCGCCCCAUCGCGCAUAUCGUCCGCGAGAUGGCGCCACGAUGCACGGUUGCGGGGACAGCGUGCGGGGGGAGGCAGACGAGCGAAGCCGCUGGUCGGAUCAUGCGCGCGCCAGCCUGGAGACAGAGGACAGCAGGGAAUCCUGGGAAGGCCACGACGACAGGUACCCGGAUGUAGUGAACCACGACGGACACUACAUGCGGGCUCACGUGCGCAAUCACGGUCACGAGCACGUGCGCUACAAUGACCACGUGGUGGCCGGCACGCGCGAUCACUAUGGUUACAUGCACGAUGACGUGUCGUUGCCAUGGCAGCAUCAACGCUACGACGCUGGCCCGCUGUAUGCAUACAGUCCCGCGCAGGCGUCGCCGCAAUACUGCUCCUAUCUGCCGCCAGAGGACGCGUCGUACAGCCUGGUAGCUUACGUGGCGCCACCUAGCUGCAACCCACUUGCGGUCUAUCCCUACCCUGCGCAGUGGGGUCAGAUAAUGAAGAUAGAGAUUCAGCUGCUGCAUUCUAAGCUAUCAGAUAGAGAGAGUCAGGUUCUGGCACUGAGAGCGAAGUGUACGAAGGAAGGGAUCAGUCUUGCUGGAACAUACUCCAACGACUCCGACGGCAUCCGCUUGACCGCUGUGGAGACGUGCGCCGGCGCUCGUAACUUUGCUGCACGUAUCCACUGGCCGGACAGCACUUAUCUCGCGAACUGCGCGUCUCAUCCGCGCGCAGCGCUCAUGGAUUCAAGCAGCAAAGCUGUUCCACGCAAUUCUUGCAAGCGCGAUGCGAACGCUAACUGGUACAAUGACUCGUCUGAGACGAAGUCGGCUGAAGUCGACCGAUUGAAACAAGCGAUGGAAACAAUGAUGGCGACUAACGAGGAGAAAGAUCGAAUCAUCGAAGAACUCAAGAAAACUAUCCACCGCUACCGGAAAGUUAAUGACGUCAUCGUGCAGGGUCACAAGAAAGAGAUGGAGACGGUGGAUCCGAGCAUUCUCUCUCAGCUGCAGCAUCUACAGGACGGUUCCAGUCCUCGCUCCUCGAUAAUCGAAGCCGACUCGCGGUUCCAGCGCACGCCGAGCCCUCGUUUCGACGCCAGCGCCCUCGCGUGGCCGACCUGCGCAUCGUCGCACGAUGGGCUCCGUCUAGCGGCCACGCCAGAGCGCGUGAGACAAGCAACGCCGCCGCCAGGCGACGCCACCGAUAAGACGCACAAGUGGUCGACUCCGCCCAGCUCGCUGACGCGGGCGGGACAAGUGGCGCCAUCUGGCGUCACGAUGCGCGCGCACGGAUAUCAGCUGCCCAACGGUUACGGACGACACUCAAAGACUCCGCCUCCGUCCGCUCGGCUGGCGGUUACCGUGGAUACUGCCACCGCUGCGUCACACUCCGCUCCCCACUCCCCCGCCUAUGCAGCCGCUGUCGCAGCCGACCAUCAGGUGGCUCUGAGUGCCGGGAACAAGAGCGCAUCUGCUGCUGCGACUCAGCCGGCCGGUACAGUAGCAAAGGUAACACCUACUGCACGACCCAACAACAGGCAACCGGGCGCGGCAAGACCUCGCAGCUACGAGGAGAUGCAGCGCCCUCCCUUGACGCCGCCACAGUCUCGUCGCCAUGGUUCCGACAGCGCGAGUAGAAGGUCCGCCUCAACGAUGCAACAGAGGGCGUCAUGGGGUGAGGUGCAUUCGAACCAGCUUGCACGACAGUCGGCGACCUUCACUCACGGCCAGCAGCCUGUGAUGAAAUCACCGCACAAAGAACUGAAGGGACUGCGAAAGCUAUUCUCAAGGAAACGACGGUCGUCGGAGCCAAUAACGGAGGCUCUGCCAUCGCGCCCACUCUCCGCCUUGGACCCACAACAAGAGCGCAUCCACUAUGGUGUCUACAGAUCGCUGGCGCCCCCUGCCGUCAGCUACUACAAGGCCUUCCGUCAUCCGGAGUUGGACGUUCCGUUUUCGCGCUGGGAUGCCGACCAGGUGGCGCUGUGGAUGCAUACCAUGGGACUGUCGCAGUACGUGGGCAGCUGCAGGGCUUGGUUGCGGGACGGUGAGCAACUUCUACAGGCGACCACACAAGACCUUGUACAGGAGCUGGGAAUUCAGAACCCUCUGCACAGGAAGAAGCUGCAGUUAGCUCUGCAGGCGGCAGGAUCGGAGGAAGAUUCUCCGGCGAGUGAGCUCGACUAUCAGUGGGUGACGACGUGGCUUGGUGACGUGGGCUUGCCACAGUACAAAGACGUGUUUAACAGCAACAGAGUGGACGGAAGAAUGCUGAACUACCUCACGAUCGUCGUGCUCAACAAUCCGCGCGAGGUGAUGAUGUGGACAAAUCACCGCGUCAUGGAAUGGCUGCGUUCGGUGAACCUGUCCGAAUACGCUCCCAACCUGCGCGGAAGCGGCGUGCACGGAGCCCUCAUCGUGAUGGAAUCACGCUUCACUGCUGACCUACUCGCUCAGCUGCUCAGUAUCCCACCCAGCAAGACGCUACUGCGGCGACACCUAUCGACGCAUUUCAGCGAUCUGGUCGGCGUUGAAUGUCUACAGAUGAAGAGAGACAGUGAAUCGAGGACAGAGCAAAUCCCACUGACUCCAGCCAUGAAGAUAAAGGUAACAUACUACACGCACUAG
This is a messenger RNA of Priapulus caudatus, 3462 nucleotides long. RefSeq lists its product as uncharacterized. The record is from RefSeq and is a predicted model, not a curated record. Gene Ontology annotation, molecular function: protein binding. The transcript has 17 exons. Gene Ontology annotation, cellular component: presynaptic active zone. Lineage: Eukaryota; Metazoa; Priapulida; Priapulimorpha; Priapulimorphida; Priapulidae. Gene Ontology annotation, biological process: neuromuscular junction development. Bases 1 to 3462 code for a protein of 1153 amino acids.